UCCAAAGCAAUGUCAGACAGACGUGUUGUUAUUUUGGGUUCUGUAUUGAAAUGAGCUAAUGUAUCGCGAUCCUAUGAUCGAGGUCUGUUCAUGUUUGGUCGGUGCCUGUGACCCCGUAUGCCACAGUGGGAGGGCCCAGGAGAGAGCGUGUUCACGGCCCAGCCCCCUUGACGUGACAGCUGGGCGAAGCGGACUUAGACAGCAGUGGUAUCCCUCUCCUAUGUUAAGCAGUGUCAAACUGAACUGAAGUUGGGAACGAUUGGAAAUCCGCGUGAAACAAGUGUCUGUUCAGUUCCAACGAAACCUAUCUUAAAUUAAUCGUUCUAAAUAACCUGUGCUUUCGCAGAGCUGACUGAUCUCUGUGAGAUUGCAAAAACAUUCUCUAUAAAACAUUGUUGCCUACUGUUUACCGCAAAAAUGAUGAUGCACUCGUCUCAGAAGGACACAACCUACACAAAGAUAUUUGUAGGAGGUCUUCCAUAUCACACCACGGACUCCAGUCUCAGGAAAUACUUCGAAGUGUUCGGUGAUAUCGACGAGGCUGUUGUUAUAACGGACAGACAGACGGGCAAAUCCAGAGGUUAUGGAUUCGUGACGAUGGCAGACCGGGCGUCUGCGGACCGAGCCUGCAAGGACCCAAACCCCAUCAUCGACGGCCGGAAAGCCAAUGUGAACCUGGCCUACCUGGGGGCCAAGCCCAGGGUCAUGCAGCCAGGUGAGGGGAUGGACGCGCUGGCGGAGGGCUGCGCCACACGUUUAUUUCACAGCUUGGACGACCAAGGUUUCUCAUUUGGUGUUCCUCAAAUCCAUCCAGCGUUCAUCCAGAGGCCUUAUGGGCUGGCUUACGGGAUCCCAGCCCACUAUGUCUACCCCCAGGCCUUUAUGCAGCCAAGCACCAUGGUCAUCCCUCACAGCAUGCAGUCGCCCGCCGCCACGGCCUCCGCCGCCUCCUCCCCGUACCUCGACUACACCGGAGCGGCCUACGCCCAGUACUCCGCCGCAGCCGCCAGCGCCGCGGCCGCCGCUGCCUACGAGCAUUACCCGUACGCAGCCUCCCCGGCCCCUGCGGGCUACAUGGCUGCAGCAGGGUAUGGGUAUGCGGUCCAGCAGCCCCUAGCAGCCGCAGCCACCCCGGGAGCAGCCGCAGCAGCUGCAGCCUUCGCCCAGUACCAGCCUCAGCAGCUUCAGGCAGACCGCAUGCAGUAACUGACCACAACUACUACUAUUACUGAGCCUGGAUAACAGAAGAGAAGAGGCUAUAGAGAGGAGGGAGGAGGGUAUACUCACCCCCAGGACACUACAAGGGGAGAGGUGGGGGGAGAGUGUGAGGAGGGGGGAGGGAUGAAGAGUGGAGUGUAGUGGUGGUCGUCAAUCCUUGGCUUUAGAACAUGCAGCGCUGCUACCAAAAGAGCCGGAAGAGAAUCAUCUCAUAACUGAAUAGAAUUGUCUCAUAACUGAAGAGAAUCAUCUCAUAACUGAAUAGAAUCAUCUCAUAACUGAAUAGAAUCAUCUCAUAACUGAAGAGAAUCAUCUCAAAACUGAAGAGAAUCAUCUCAAAACUGAAGAGAAUCAUCUCAUAACUGAAUAGAAUCAUCUCAUAACUGAAUAGAAUCGUCUCAUAACUGAA
Molecule: messenger RNA, 1627 nt
Organism: Oncorhynchus mykiss (rainbow trout)
Lineage: Eukaryota; Metazoa; Chordata; Actinopteri; Salmoniformes; Salmonidae
Product: RNA-binding protein 24-B
Biological process (GO): mRNA stabilization; positive regulation of myotube differentiation; regulation of alternative mRNA splicing, via spliceosome
Cellular component (GO): nucleus; cytosol
Molecular function (GO): mRNA 3'-UTR binding
Source: RefSeq, a predicted model, not a curated record